AAGGAUUCUCCGCCCCCUGUCGAUUGUUACAAACACAAUUUUUAUUCACUUAUUCAUGUCAGACAUUUAGAGUGAUUAAUCAAAACAGCAGCUUUAACUUGUAUUUUGCAGAAGAAGCCUUCUCGAUAGUAAACAGCGAGUUUAGGAAACCCCUUUUCUUUCAAGUAAAGAGCCCUAUGGAGUGUAGUGCACUAUGUAGUGAUGCUGCCUUCUGCUGGAGCCGCACUGCUCCGCCGGCCCGUGCAGAGAUGGCGAGGAAACCCCGUGGACACGGCACUGCUUUUUCAUGACGGUGUAAUGGAUGAUGAAGACGACCGCCGUCUUCUGGAUUUUAUAGGAGAUGUGCAAGCAUUGAAUGAGUAUCUUCAUGGUUCAAAUAGUAAAUCUAUUGGAGAAGAUGAUGUGACUAAUGCAGCGUUUGGGUCGGCCAGUUCAUUCUUCACCAGUGACGCAGGUGGCUCCAACGAAGAACUCAAAGAUGACCACAAUCAUUUGGGAGAGUUUGGGGAGGCUGAUGGAAGCAGUCUUCCUUUCAUCGAGGAUGACCUCGACAGUGGAACCUCACCAGAUGGAGUCGAUCUUGGGGGCGAGGACCAACCCUUUGACAUCCUUCAGAAGUCAUUGCUGGAAGCAGAUAUUACAGAGCAGACAUUGGCUCAAGAAGCCCUUUUGGACUCCCAGCCAUCUCUCAUUCCCACAGCUACCGCCUUCCCUCAGCAGCUGGUCUCUGGAGGGUUUGGAGGUGUCGCGGGUCCUGGUGUGGUGGCACCAUUGGCACAACCUCAGGCUUUUAUACAGCAGGUUCCCCAACUACCCAUACCAAAUGGCCCCGCUGGACACAUCCAGGUAGUGGGGUCCUUCAAUGGCAGUGCCUCCUCCAUGAUGACUAUCAACAGUUUGGAACAGUCUCAGAUCUUGUUGAGGCCGAGCGGAAAUGUAGUGACAAACAACAGCGGGCAAGGUACCAUGUUCGCCCCUUCGGCAGCUGGUCAGGUGUCAAUGUCCUUCAAUAAAGGGACGAUACCUCUUCAGAAUUUUAUCAUCCAGAGAGGCCCUAUGCAACAGACAUUGAUUAGACCCAUUCAGCCUAAACCCUUACAGACAGGGGGACAAACUCUAUACAAUAUCAGCAACAUUGGGCUUCAACCCAGCACCACCACUACUGCGAAUUUAGUCAGUAGCCCCUACACAGCCAGCGGCUCUCCUCAGUCUGCUCAACAGGUGAAAGUGGUCAAUCCAGCCAGCAGCAUUGUAAUGCAUUCACCUCUGGGGCAACAAGCUCAACCACAGUCCCAAUCCAAUCUGUCUCAAGGGCAGUUUUUGCUACCCACUUCUAUUUCCCUCACCCCUGGUACGACUGUUCACGGCUUCCAGGCUGUGAAUGGGCAGGUGUUACAAACAAACACUCAAGUGGGCGACCAGUCGUCAUUGAGCACUACCACCUACUCCAUCCUCACCAAUCAGAACACAACAGUACAGCUUAUCGCUGGGCAGAACUUUUCAACUGGAGGCCAGCUGAUAGUCAAUCAAGGUUCACCGACACCUGUUGUGCAGAUGUCUCAAAGGCCUGGUGCCACGGCCAAAGUUUGGACUGCCAGCUCUUCGCCUAACCCAACACCUGUACAGACAUCACAGGCUUCAGGCCACCUCACCAUGGUCAGUUCUGGCAUCCAAGGCCCACAGGUUUGUCAACAGUUAUCUGUGACCCCAGGACAGCACCUCCUAAUGCCCAUGGCCCAGAACAUUCCAGCUACUUCUGGUGUUCAGGAGUUUCAAGUCUCUUUAAACCAGGACACCACAACAGCAACACAAAGAGGGCAAACACAAUUAGUUAAUCUCCUUGGUACCAAAACUGUGAAAACACUCACUCCUGUCGGUCAGGAAUGGCCUCUCACACCGAAGCGACCUGCAACUCAACAACUUACUCGAGGAGAAAUGGUUCUCCAGCAGUUAAGACGAGAUCACAGUGGAGUCAUGUCUUCAGAGCGGACGCGCUUCACUUCAUUUAAUGAUGUCAUUGACAGAUUACUGCCCUAUCAUGUUUUCCAAGGCUCACCACCACGAGAUGAAGGUUUCACUGAAGUUGAUGAGGAGUUUGAGGCAGUUGCUGUACAAGUGUUAAGCAGAACGCAGGCCAUGGUGAACAAAUACAGGCGCUUACUCAUGGUGGAGUCAGAGAGGUCCAGCCCUUCAUCAGAAAUGGUGAUGAUUGACAGGACUUUUAAUCAAGAGGAACGGGGCAACUUGACCCAAGACAAACGAAUGAUAUUAGUGGAUCCAGAUGGCUUUCUGGAAGACUUCUGCUGUGGCACUAAACUGAAGAUCCAAAGUGCAGAAGUUUUAACCCCAGCCUCCCAUGAGGGCAAUCCCAGUGUAAUGGAGACAUCCCCAAGGCAUUCCAUAAGUCACACCGGAAGAGAUGGGCAGGGUAUGAACAGCCACAGAGAACCUGCUUAUAGGACAGAACCUCAACAACAAGGAAUGGAGGAACACAGAAGAACUCCCAUCAAGUGCAUCCUGGAUCUAAAAAAAAAGAAAUCCAUCAACCUAAUCAGCAGCAACAGUCAACAUGCACACUACCCUACAUCUCCCAGCCAAUCACAGCAUAGCUCCGCCCAAGGCUACCCUUCGAACCUGGUGCAGGGUCAUGAACAGCAACAUCUCUCAGAUCAUAGUCACGCCCCAUUGGCUGACACUGACUCUGUGCUUGAGGCUGCCGUGAAUAGCAUCUUAGAAUGUUAGACAGUGCCAUAUUUAUGUUUGUUAGUUGUUCCAUGUUAAUCUCAUUUCAUUUCAUGCCAUGUGUGUGCAAGCUGAACUCCACGGCACGUGUGAGCAGAUGUACAUUGGCAUUAUUGGGUGUGCACACAACGGCUCUGAUGAUGUCGAGGAACAGGAAGGUGAAUCUGGUGAUGGUGAUACUCUAAUACUGUGCCUGUUGUCCUAGAGAAGUUUACAUAAGUAAGCCUUUUUGACAUGCUUCACAGGAUACAUUUGUAACCACACACACACAUAAAUACAUGCACACAUACACACACAAUCAAGUAGUAAGUGUCAUGUUUGAAAUGUCAUGAGUAGACAUUGAUAUUUGUAGUUUAUCGGUCAAUAUCAGACACUUAGUCUAAUAGUCUGUCUGCACUUAAGGUUGUAUGGUUGUCUCAACACUUAUGUUGUAUCAUUGCAGUAGACUUUGACCAAGUGAUGCACACGAACACACCUGCGCGUUGAAUUGUUUUUGAGCAUUGGCUGUGCUCUUUAUUUUUGGUUUACUUUUUUGUUGUACCUUACAGGUAUGUGACCUCUCCACAGUGACAAAACUCACUUGUGUGGUUUUGUGCAGGGGAAAGUUAAGUCCUCAGAUUGAGGGUACAAUGUUACAUUAUGUUUAUCUAUAUUUGUUUAAUUAAUUUUUUUUUUUUAAAUGAUGCAUAAUACAAUUUUUUUUUUUUUUGUAAAAUCUGUGCUGCUCCCUGCCUGGAGAAAGUAUGUGCUGUUUUGUAUCUAAAGUUAGUGUCUCAAAGAACUUGCAUGGGUGAAUCUCAUAAAAACGUACCACAUUUCGACCCAAAAUGAAAGGAAAUAAAAAUAAGUAAUAUUUAGCAAAAAUAAAUGAAAACCAU
Messenger RNA from Sinocyclocheilus grahami, 3620 nucleotides. RefSeq names its product GLTSCR1-like protein. The coding region runs from base 202 to 2742 and encodes 846 amino acids. Gene Ontology annotation, biological process: positive regulation of DNA-templated transcription. The transcript is spliced from 11 exons. NCBI's taxonomy places the organism in Eukaryota, Metazoa, Chordata, Actinopteri, Cypriniformes, Cyprinidae. The record is from RefSeq and is a predicted model, not a curated record. Gene Ontology annotation, cellular component: SWI/SNF complex.